GUUAUAUUAUAAAUAAUACCGUUAAGUUGGAACAAAAAUGUGUUGUGUUUCGAGUAACCUAUAGGAAAGGCUUGAACUAUAACUAUAAGCAUAAUUUUAUGAAGAACUGAAUGCGUCAAGUUAACUGAAUAUUCAUUUAUUUAAUUCAAAAUUAUAUUCCAUUUGUAUUCCUAUAAUUUCAAUACGCAUUAAAACCCGACCAUUUUAUGAUUUGUAUGCAUAUCCUCCUCAAAUCUUUAAAACCAAACUGUAACUACUUAAACAUUUAGGGAGCAUCGCCAAGGCCAUUGUGUUUCUGGAAAACCUGUUGUUACAGAAUGAGGGACAGAAGCUAACGAUGGCAGGCAGGAAACUUUCGACGAAACAGUCCCGUGGUAGAGUCAGGCCGUGGCGUUGUUCCGCGACAACGUCUUUCUCGUUUGCCUGAGUGGUGAGCAUCUGUUUAACUUUACACCAUGGCGAACCAAAGUCAUUAUGCCAAACUGCCUACGGCCGCUGUCUCCAGAAGAGGACCCCAGCAGUGCCUCAGUUCCUACGGAAAUUUCUCGAACUUUCUGGACGUAUUUCGCCUUCCCAUGUUCUCCAACCCACGGAUAAGGAAAUACUGCGUAAAGCUGGUACUUAUAUGCGUUCUUUGUACGGUACUGAUAACAAGCUUUUGUUCUGAGAUCUUAAAUCUAAGAAAUCCCGGCAUUUACUUGAAUAGGUUGGUGGCAACGAGCAAUAAGAGAAAUACCCGUACCUACCAGUUAACAACGCAGUUUAAGUUAGAUCUAUUAAAAGGAGAUUUGACUAUGCUCGAAAACUCCGGCAACGCUCAUAAUGAAAGCAACAAAGAAGAGCGCAGAUUACCGUCGUGCAUCAUUUUUGGGGUGUCAAAAUGCGGCACGCGUGCCGUCCUCGAGUAUCUCAAGCUACAUCCGGACAUUGUGGCGCCCAACGUCGAAAUCAACUACUUUAACAACAAAAGUCUGCAGGCGAGGGGUCUGUCCUGGUACCUUCAACAGAUGCCGUACUCCAGACCUGGCCAGAUCACCGCGGAGAAGAGCCCGGAUUAUUUCCAGCACCACGAGUGCGCUAAGAUGAUCUACGGGUGCAACAGGGACACCAAGCUCCUGCUGCUCCUCCGCGAUCCGGUGGUCCGCCUGGUGUCCCAGUACAUGCAGCUCGUCGACAAACGACCCACACUCCCGGCGUUCGAGGAUUGGGUGAUCAACAACCGGACACGGGAGAUCAACAUGGACAUCCCGUCGGUAGCGGUCAGCGUGUAUUCCCGACACCUCUCCCACUGGCUCAAGGUGUUCCCGAGGAGGCAGUUUCACAUUAUCGAGAGCGAGAGUCUCAAGAAGAGCCCUCUGCAGGAAAUGACGCAGGUGGAGCGGUUUCUGCACCUGCGGCCGUUUUACUCGUCUGAAGACUUUUACUUCAACAGCAGCCGCGGCUUCUACUGUGUGAGGAUGCGCGCCACGGGGAAGACCAAGUGUAUGGGGAAGUCGAAGGGACGGGAGCACAUAGCGGUGAAGAAGGAAGUUGUGGAGCAGCUGUACCGGUUUUAUCAACCUUACAACAAGGAACUCAAUGAUUUGUUGAAUAUGAAAUUCUCUUGGUCUUAAAAGUUACAGCGUGAUCACAUUAAUUUAAAGAAAAAAAAAUCAUUAUUAAGAACAAGUUUCAGCUGCGCUAUCUCAGUGACAUCACGUAUGUCUAGUGACAACGAUGAGAGGUUUGGGACCCUUUAAAUGCAAUAAUUCUAGUAUUUAACACAAUUGUUUAAUUUCCAACCCUAACCCCCA
This is a messenger RNA of Lymnaea stagnalis (great pond snail), 1793 nucleotides long. The record is from the annotation of a GenBank genome assembly. NCBI's taxonomy places the organism in Eukaryota, Metazoa, Mollusca, Gastropoda, Lymnaeidae.